CCGGCGGGCCGCCCGGCGGAGGCGGCUGCGCCAUGGACGAGGCGCCCUUCAGCGAGGCGGCUCUGGAGCAGGCGCUGGCCGAGCCGUGCGCCCUGGACGCGGCGCUGCUGACCGACAUCGAAGGUGAGGUCGGCGCGGGGAGGGGCCCGAGUCAGCCGCCUGGACGCCCCGAGGGGGCGGGCGCGGACCGCCGAGCCAUGGAUUGCACGUUCGAAGACAUGCUUCAGCUCAUCAACAACCAAGAGAGUGACUUCCCUGGCCUGUUCGACCCACCCUAUGCUGGGGACGGGGAAGGAAGCACAGACCCCGCCAGCCCUGAUGCCGGCUCCCCAGGCAGCUUGUCCCCACCUCCUGCCACGUUGAACUCCCCUCUUGAAGGCUUCCUGGGGGGACCCAAGGCAGCGCCCUCACCCUUGUCCCCUCCCCAGCCCGCACCCACCCCAUUGAACAUGUACCCAUCUGUGCCCACUUUUUCCCCUGAGCCUGGUAUCAAGGAAGAGUCAGUGCCACUAAGCAUCCUGCAGCCCCUCACCCCACAGCCCCUUCCAGGAGCCCUCCUGUCCCAGAGCUUUCCAGCCCCAACCCCACUGCAGUUCAGCUCCACCCCUGUGUUGGGCUACCCCAGCCCUCCUGGAGGCUUCUCUACAGGGACUCCUGCGAGCACCCAACAGCCGAGCACCCAGCAGCCGCUGCCUAGCCUACCACUGGCUUCCCCGCCAGGGGUCCCGCCCGUUUCCUUGCACACCCAGGUCCAGAGUGCAGCCCCCCAGCAGCUACUGACAGCCACAGCUGGCCCCACAGCAGCCCCAGGAACGACCACUGUGGCCUCACAGAUCCAGCAGGUCCCGGUCCUGCUGCAGCCCCACUUCAUCAAGGCAGACUCACUGCUCCUGACGGCUAUGAAGACAGAUGUGGGGGCCACUGUAAAGGCGGCAGGCCUUAGCCCACUGGUCCCUGGCGCGGCUGUGCAGACAGGGCCCUUGCAGACACUGGUGAGUGGUGGAACCAUCUUGGCAACGGUGCCACUGGUUGUGGAUGCUGACAAGCUGCCCAUCAACCGGCUGGCAGCUGGCAGCAAGGUCCCAGGCUCGGCCCAGAGCCGUGGUGAGAAGCGCACAGCCCACAAUGCCAUUGAGAAGCGCUACCGCUCCUCCAUCAACGACAAGAUCGUCGAGCUCAAGGACCUGGUGGUGGGCACUGAGGCGAAGCUGAAUAAAUCUGCUGUCUUGCGCAAGGCCAUAGACUACAUCCGCUUUCUACAGCACAGCAACCAGAAACUCAAGCAGGAAAACCUGAGUCUGCGCACUGCUGCCCACAAAAGCAAAUCCCUGAAGGAUUUGGUGUCCGCCUGUGGCAGUGGAGGCAGCACAGAUGUACUCAUGGAGGGCGUGAAGACCGAGGUGGAGGACACGCUGACGCCACCACCCUCGGAUGCCGGCUCGCCCUCCCAGAGCAGCCCUUUGUCCCUUGGCAGCAGGGGCAGUGGCAGUGGUGGCAGUGGCAGUGGCAGUGACUCCGAGCCUGACAGCCCAGCCUUCGAGGACAGCCAGGUGAAGCCGGAGCAGCGGCCGUCUCCCCAUAGCCGGGGCAUGCUGGACCGUUCCCGCCUGGCCCUGUGCACACUGGUCUUCCUCUGCUUGUCCUGCAACCCCUUGGGCUCCCUGCUCGGGGGCUGGGAAGCUCCUGCCCCUGCGGAUGCCACCAGUGUCUACCACAGUGCUGGGCGCAACAUGCUGGGCGCCGAGGGCAGAGAUGGGCCUGGCUGGGCCCAGUGGCUGCUGCCCCCCCUGAUCUGGCUCCUCAAUGGGCUGCUGGUGCUGGCCUCCCUGGCGUUCCUCUUUGUCUACGGAGAGCCAGUCACGCGCCCCCACUCGGGCCCCGCCGUGCACUUCUGGAGGCAUCGCAAGCAGGCCGACCUGGACCUGGCCCGGGGGGACUUUGCUCAGGCCACCCAGCAGCUGUGGUUGGCCCUGCGAGCGCUGGGCCGGCCCCUGCCCACCUCCCACCUGGACCUGGCCUGCAGCCUACUCUGGAACCUCAUCCGCCACCUGCUGCAGCGUCUCUGGGUGGGCCGCUGGCUGGCAGGCCGGGCAGGGGGCCUGCAAAGGGACUGCGCCCUGCAGGCGGAUGCUCGCACCAGCACCCGAGACGCGGCACUUGUGUACCAUAAGCUGCACCAGCUGCACACCACGGGGAAGUACACAGGCGGGCACCUCACUGCCACCAACCUGGCACUGAGUGCCCUGAACCUGGCAGAGUGUGCGGGGGAUGCCAUGUCUGUGGUGACACUGGCAGAGAUCUACGUGGCGGCUGCGCUGAGAGUCAAGACCAGUCUCCCGCGGUCCUUGCAUUUUCUGACACGUUUCUUCCUGAGUAGCGCCCGCCAGGCCUGCCUGGCACAGAGUGGCUCAAUGCCUCUUGCCAUGCAGUGGCUCUGCCACCCCGUGGGCCACCGUUUCUUCGUGGACGGGGACUGGGCCGUGCGCAGUGCCCCUCGGGAGAGCCUGUACAGCUUGGCCGGGAACCCAGUGGACCCCCUGGCCCAGGUGACACAGCUAUUCCGAGAACAUCUCUUGGAGCAAGCACUGAACUGUGUGGCCCAGCCCAGCACUACCCCCAGCCCUGGGUCAGCUGAUGGGGACAGGGAAUUCUCAGAUGCCCUCGGGUACUUGCAGUUGCUGAACAGCUGUUCCGAUGCUGCUGGCGUUCCUGCCUGCAGCUUUUCCAUCAGCUCCAGCAUGGCCACCACGGGCACAGACCCGGUGGCCAAGUGGUGGGCCUCGCUGACGGCUGUGGUGAUCCACUGGCUGCGGCGGGAUGAGGAGGCGGCUGAGAGGCUGUACCCGCUGGUGGAACACCUGCCCCGUGCCCUGCAGGAGUCCGAGAGACCCCUGCCCAGGGCGGCUCUGCACUCCUUCAAGGCUGCACGGGCCCUGCUGGGCUGUGCAAAGGCAGAAUCUGGCCCAGCCAGCCUGACCAUCUGUGAGAAGGCCAGUGGGUACCUGCGGGACAGCCUGGCCACCACACCAGUUGGCAGCUCCAUUGACAAGGCCGUGCAGCUGUUCCUGUGUGACCUGCUCCUCGUGGUGCGAACCAGCCUGUGGCGGCAGCAGCAGCCUCCGGCACCUGCCCAGGCGUCCCAGGGCGCCAGUGUCAGGGCCCAGGCCUCUGCCCUCGAGCUGCGUGGCUUCCAGCGGGACCUGAGUGGCCUCAGGCGGCUGGCACAGAGCUUCCGGCCUGCCAUGCGGAGGGUGUUCCUACAUGAGGCCACGGCCCGGCUGAUGGCGGGGGCCAGCCCCACGCGGACGCACCAGCUCCUGGACCGCAGUCUGAGGCGGCGGGCAAGCCCAGGUGGCAAAGGAGGCGCGGCGGCGGAGCUGGAGCCGCGGCCCACGCGGCGGGAGCACGCGGAGGCCCUGCUGCUGGCGUCCUGCUACCUGCCGCCCGGCUUCCUGUCGGCGCCCGGGCAGCGCGUGAGCAUGCUGGCCGAGGCGGCGCGCACGCUCGAGAAGCUGGGCGACCGCCGGCUGCUGCACGACUGCCAGCAGAUGCUCAUGCGCCUGGGCGGCGGGACCACCGUCACCUCCAGCUAGACUCCGGGCGGCGUUCCUGCCCUGCGCCCGUCUCCAGCGGCCGCGGCCCUUGCGGUCUGCGUUCCGGGUCCGAGCCCUGAAGGCCGAAGGCAGCACCGGAGGCCCCGGUCUGCACCGUUCAGCCAUGGCUGCACUGUCCCUGGCGGGUGGGAGCCCGCGGGGACCUUUGUCUUGCCCUGGGGGCCGGAUGGCCGCGCCCCCACCACCCCAGCCGGCUCCUCAGCCCGACGAGCGGCCGCCGGGAUGGUGCUGACCUCUGGUGGCCGGUCGGGACAUUGCAGGGCCCGAGCCUGCCGGGCGCCGCUUCUCGCUGAGCGGGCUCCUUGCUGGCUCUUCCCCUCCUGUCUAGAGGAAAGAGACGGUACGUUUCGCCGAAUUGAGGGGGGCCAGUGUGGCUUUCCCGGCUGCAACGGGGGGCCCUGCCCCAAGGUGUGUCUCUCCCUUCUAGGGAGACUUGUAUAUAGUGUAGAGCAGUGCGCUGGCCUCCGGGCCUCACGUACUACCAUGCCUUUUGCAAACUUUAUUUUCAUAGGGUGAGUUUUGUACAGAGAAAUAAAGUGAAAUUAUUUAUAACCUAGGUUUUGUUCCUUUGCGGAGGAGGGUGUGUGCCUCAGCUGAUGGACAUGCUGACCAGCAAGUGUCCUUUGGGCCUUCCCCCCUACCUACGCAUAGGCUUCCCAUCCCCCACCCACCCCAGUGAAAUUUACCUUUCGUGGGGGAUGGGGAGGGGUGGCUGGCUGACCUCCAGCUGACCUGUCCCACUGAUCUCUGGGCCACCUUUGGGCUGAUCAACCUUGGGGCCUUGAUAGGCUUAGCUGUCCCUUCUCACCUACCAGCUCUGCCCCCAUCGGGUCCUAGGGUGACAUGGGAGAAUAGACUCAAGUGUCCUCAAGGACCUGUUGUGACAGGAGCUACAACUGGAUCUCUGUAUGUUCGGGGUGUCUCAGCUCCCCCACUCUGUCCCCUGGUCAUCUCUCACAGCUUGGGGAAGCCUUGAGGGGGAGGCAUUCGGGCUGCAGGGGCGUCCAGUUCUUACAGUAAGGGGCAGACUCCCUGACCCAUCUGUGCCCCCACCCCCAAAGCCUGGCCCCUGUCCCUGGGUAAUCUGGUCAGAAUCCACGGGCUGCAGACUUUCCAAAACAAUCGUUGUAUCUUUAUUGACUUUUUUUUUUCUGAAUGCAAUGACUGUUUUUUACUCUUAAGGAAAAUAAACAUCUUUUAGAAACAG
Microcebus murinus (gray mouse lemur) is the source of this 4821-nucleotide messenger RNA. It is a transcript of the gene SREBF1, whose product is annotated as sterol regulatory element binding transcription factor 1. Gene Ontology annotation, biological process: regulation of transcription by RNA polymerase II. Gene Ontology annotation, molecular function: protein dimerization activity; RNA polymerase II cis-regulatory region sequence-specific DNA binding; DNA-binding transcription factor activity, RNA polymerase II-specific. The record is from RefSeq and is a predicted model, not a curated record. Lineage: Eukaryota; Metazoa; Chordata; Mammalia; Primates; Cheirogaleidae. Gene Ontology annotation, cellular component: nucleus.